UUUAUAAGAACCCACUGAUCCUUGGCCACAAACACAGCACAACCGGAGGCAAUUCCCGCGAGUACCUCCGGCCAACGCUAGCAGCGGCCAUGUCGGCGGAAAGGGGGUGCAAGGAGGAGAAGGAAGAGGGGGAGGACAGGAAGCCGGUGAUCAAGCCCGGCGUGCACGUGACGCUCAAGGUGCAGGACACCGACGGCCACUCCGUCUACCGCACCAUGCGGCGCACCGACAAGCUGCAGGGCCUCAUGGACUUCUACUACGCCAGCGUGCCCGCGGUCGCGCCCGGCACGGGGCGGUUCCUCUACGACGGCGGCCGGCUGAGCGGCGAAGAGACGCCGGCGCAGCUCGAGAUGGACGACGGAGAUGAGGUGGACUUCUUCACCGAGCUGAUGGGCGGCGGCGGAUGGGUCGCAGGGUCGAUUACGGCGUAGCUCGCUGCUUAGCGUGGUUGGAGCCCUAGCCAGGCCUACGUUUGUUUUGGUUAAUUAAUUAUGAUGGGUAUUGGUUACUUGCAGAGUUACAGGCUCACGAGGACGGCCGCUACGCUGUACCUAAAGUAUCUGUUAUUCUGCCAAGCCUCUUGGUCGUUUACUUUGGGAGAUAUACUACUCCGUAUGUCUUACUACUAUAUGAUCCUGCAUUAUCACCGGGUGUAGUACUCCUUGAUUGCCGGAACUAAUUUGUGGGAUGUAUUGAAACAGGAUAAUAUCCCGAUUUACCCGCAA
Molecule: messenger RNA, 725 nt
Organism: Lolium perenne
Lineage: Eukaryota; Viridiplantae; Streptophyta; Magnoliopsida; Poales; Poaceae
Product: small ubiquitin-related modifier 1
Molecular function (GO): protein binding
Source: RefSeq, a predicted model, not a curated record